Molecule: messenger RNA, 794 nt
Organism: Trematomus bernacchii (emerald rockcod)
Lineage: Eukaryota; Metazoa; Chordata; Actinopteri; Perciformes; Nototheniidae
Product: T-cell-specific surface glycoprotein CD28-like
Biological process (GO): regulation of T cell proliferation; T cell receptor signaling pathway
Cellular component (GO): external side of plasma membrane
Source: RefSeq, a predicted model, not a curated record
AUGGAAACCAAGGCAGAAGUCGAACUACAUAAAACAGAGAAAAAUAAAUCAGUGAAUUUCAUGCUGACGGGAGUGAAUGCCAGCAGCUUCGGUCUCUACAGAUGUGAGGGCAUGGUCCUUCACCCCCCUCCCGUUGAGACAAUGCCAAGUACUGUGUUUAUCCUGGUACAAGUAGAAGGACACCAAUGCAGUUUGAACACAAAAGCAGGUGGAGGUCAAAUGGAUGGACUUCUCUGGAUUUGGAUUCUGGGGCUUGUAGUCCUUAGCAUUUACGGCGUAACUGCCACUAUCAUUGCAGGCAUCUUCUGGGUGAAGUGGAGGAGCUCAGAGUCCCACAGCGACUCCAUGAACACCAAACCCAAAGCACCCCGGGACCGCAGGAAGAACAAAUGGGUCCAGAAUCCUGGACCACGGCACUUCAGUUAACGUUACCCCUGUUAGUGUACAUAUAAAGACACAGGUGUCCGUGAAGUAGCUCAGAAAAAUAUCCUGAGCGAGGUUUUGUUAAGUUCAUUUUCUUUCUCUGUACUUGUCUACAUAGCGAAAGCAGCAGCUCUUUUUAUAUCAGUUUUUGAAAAGAAUACAAAUCUUAGGCAGCGUUCACUGUCUCUUCUUUUCAAAUGAAGAGACAGUGAACGCUGUUCCUGCUGCACUGAUCUGCAGCAGGAACCCUCUGUGGUUGAAACAGAUUCAUUCGUCUGAAUGAGGGGAUUUGACCUCAUUUACAAAUCCUGUGUGGUGAAUCACGAGUGACCACAAUUUCAAAAUAAAUAAUAAAACAUUCUACAAACUUU